Molecule: messenger RNA, 1139 nt
Organism: Aegilops tauschii subsp. strangulata
Lineage: Eukaryota; Viridiplantae; Streptophyta; Magnoliopsida; Poales; Poaceae
Biological process (GO): lipid metabolic process
Molecular function (GO): glycerophospholipase activity; monoacylglycerol lipase activity
Source: RefSeq, a predicted model, not a curated record
CUUUUGUAAAGCCAAGGGAUAUCGGGUCUUCCUAGGUCGGAGGUAGAGCGGGACCAUGCCGGUCAUGCAAGCGCCAGGGCAGAGCACCGGGUCAGUGAACGUGCCGCGGCGCGGGCUGAGCAGCCGCGCGUGGUCGCUGUCGUCGCCCGCCACCCCGCAGCCGCGCUACGGGAGCAUCAUCACCGUGCUCAGCAUCGACGGCGGCGGCGUGCGCGGGAUCAUCCCCGCCACCAUCCUCGCCUUCCUCGAAGAAAAGCUCCAGGAGCUUGAUGGGGCGGACGCGAGGAUCGCGGACUACUUCGACGUGGUCGCCGGGACGAGCACCGGAGGCCUGAUGGCCGCCAUGCUCACCGCGCCCAACGCCCAUGGCCGCCCGCUCUUCGCCGCCAAGGACGGCAACAAGUUCUACCUCGAGCGUCUGCGAGCCUCGGGGGACGUCUUUGGUGCCCCACCAACCCCCACCCCUGACCGUCGCGGAUCCCAGGGAGGCGUGUUGGAUCACCCACCGGCUGGACCCGCUGGCGAUCCCCAGGACGCCACCUCGCCCCCAGCUGGGCCCGACGCGGACCCCCAGGCCACUUCCGAGGUCUCGGCUGGGCCGGAUCUCGCCCACCAGGCCGCCACCUGUGCUGAUGAUUGCAACCAUGCAGAGCACGUUACCGGCGGCCCACGUGGCGCACCCAGCACCACCAUGCAGAUCCCCCAUGCACGCCCAAUGGGAGCGCUUCCUGUGCCAUUCCGCCCCACGUUCUCAGCUUCUUGGACUCGGUUAAGAUGCCAACGGCGCCGCUUCUCGCUACCCCGGCCUCCAGGCGCAUGCGGGCCGAAAUCCCGCCCAACUUCACGCCACGCCGUAGCGGACGGAUCGCCUCGCAAGAUCAGGGAUACGACGCGGAAACAAAAGCCAAACGCGUGCUUCUUCGCAAGCUUGGCCUGCUCGGGAGCGACGAGCCGCUAUCCACCGACCUUCUCGCUAGAUACUCACGGCUCUUCGACCGACCGCUGGCCACGGAUGUCGUCCUUGCUUUUGCGGACUUCUUUGGAUGGCGUGUGCCGCGGGAGCUUAUCGCGAGCCCCGUGCGUGGCCAGGCCCUCCUCACCGAGGCAUGUGUGAGGCAUGACUGGGCGUUUCCUAGUCC